Molecule: messenger RNA, 1437 nt
Organism: Strongylocentrotus purpuratus (purple sea urchin)
Lineage: Eukaryota; Metazoa; Echinodermata; Echinoidea; Camarodonta; Strongylocentrotidae
Product: tripartite motif-containing protein 2-like
Exons: 1
Coding region: 17-1348 (443 amino acids)
Biological process (GO): positive regulation of DNA-templated transcription
Cellular component (GO): nucleoplasm; chromatin
Molecular function (GO): zinc ion binding; ubiquitin-protein transferase activity
Source: RefSeq, a predicted model, not a curated record
UGUGCUUGAGUUGUCAAUGAUGGCUACUUCAUUGAAGCAUGAGGCUUUCCAUAAGAACCUCGAAUGUCCUAUCUGCCUGAGCUUCUUCAAGGAACCCAAGAACCUGACCUGCUCUCAUACCUUCUGCAAGGGUUGUCUUGAGACUCUCCUGGAGUCUCGUGGAAAGUUGUCGUGUCCUACGUGCAGGAAGAAGACUUCGGUUCUUGGUGGAGACGUGGGUAGACUGCAAUCAAACAUAACAGUCAGAUCACUUGUUGAAGAUGUGGGGACCAAGGGCCAGGUCUGUUCCUACAGUAAUCAAGAAAACGAAUCAUUGCCAAGAAAAAGGAACAAAUGUCGAAAACAUCCGAACUACGAUGAAGAAUGUUUUUGUCUCAACUGUAACAAGUACGUCUGCUGCAUGUGUGGCUUAUUAGAGCAUGCAAAGGAUGCUCACACUAUCAUGGAAGCAGGCGUGCAUGAAACUGAGCAAAAGAAUCACGUCGAGGAACUUUCAUCCAAAGCGGAUGCAAAGAUACGCAACGUUGACAAGUAUUUUACUUUCAUCGAAGACCAGCGUAAAAAGCUGCACAACGUACAGGAACAACUCAAUUGCGAAAUAGAUGCAUCUUUCGAGGAAUCAGUUGACAAAUUGAAGGAAAGAAAGAGGGUGUUGAAAAAUGAAAUUGAGAACAAGCUAGGAAAACUUAAGACUUCAUUGGGAGACAUGGCGAAGCCGAUACGUAAGCAGAUAGACGAGAUUAAGAAGGUUCUGGACUUGGUUAAGGAUGGUCUUAAUUUUCCUCUCCAGACAGAGGCUCUGACCUCACAUAAAGCGAUGUGUCAACAGCUGGAAGAGCUUCUAAACCAUAUCAGGCCAGAUGUGGAGCUGCCCAGAAGAACUGCUGAGGAAGGUGAACAAAUUGGCUUCAGGAGUCAGGGAUCGGAUGAACUCCAGUUGGGCCAGCUAAGACAAAAGAAGUCUAAAUGGGUUCUGCGCACGGCAGCUCCACUGCCUGCGGGAAAAAGGAUGAGCGGGAUGGUAAUAUCACCUAACAAUGAGAUGGCUGUAGGUUAUGUCGAGGGAGGAAUAGCCACAUAUUCCCCUGAGGGCAUCAUAAAAGAUACCAUUCUGAAAUCUGUUAAAGUUAGUGCCUUACACUUCAUGCCUGAUGGUGGAUACGUGAUACGCGAUAAUAAUAACAGAAUCUCCUCGUACACAGAAUUUUGUGAAAAGCUUGAUGUAACGUUUGAAACAAUGAAAUGUGAGGUAGUCGGUCUCACUGUAGGCAAGAAUGGGCUGAUCUUCAUGAGUUACUAUGGAUGCAGGACAAUACAAGUAUUUAAGCCAGAAGGGGGAAGGCCAUAAGAGAGAUAACGUGUGACGGAUUUCAACCACGCCAGAUGUUUGCGAUGACAUCCAGUCAAGAGAUUGUCGCUAAUAUGAGUUCAUCUGUU